AUGCCAAUAGAAUAUCCUGAAACAUCAAAUGAAGGAAUUGCUUAUAUACUUUAUGUCAAAGAAUGGAAUGAUGUCUCCUCUGUAACAAAUGAUGUAAUUAAAAACUCAGUAUUCCUAUUCAAACUGACACCUAGUGGUGGAAGUUCUAAAGUAGAAUGUCCUUAUUUUGGUAUUAAUCCUGAAGAUAAAACACAAAAAUCAUAUGUUCCAACAGUAAAUCUUGAAAACAACCAAUUUAUUUCGAAUCUUAAUUCAAACAUUCCUUCCAAAAGACAAAGACAUGUUACUACUCAAAUUGAGUACCUUGCAGCUAUUGCAGUGAAAUGCCCCUUUAAUAAUUAUCAAUGUGACAGAAAACCUUGUAUUAAAAAAUACAAAAUUCAAAACAUAGCAAAAGGUUAG
This is a messenger RNA of Entrophospora sp. SA101, 402 nucleotides long. NCBI's taxonomy places the organism in Eukaryota, Fungi, Glomeromycota, Glomeromycetes, Entrophosporales, Entrophosporaceae. The record is from the annotation of a GenBank genome assembly.